AUGAAGGUUUUGUACACAAAUGCAGCAGCUAGUGUUGAGGAGUGGAUCACCAAUGCUGAAGCUUCCCUACAUUCUUCUGCUAGGAAGAUUGUUGGUCUUGAUGUUGAGUAUGAUAAACUCAGUGGAACCUAUUUCAGUCCGAAGAAAGCUGCUGUGAUCCAGCUAUGUGUUGGCACUGAUGUUCUUGUGUACCACAUAUGCCAUGCUGAUGAGAGGAGUGAAAAGUUGUAUGAUUUCUUUCAUGGCUAUAGGUACACUUUUGCUGGGUUUUGCGUCGCAGAAGACCGCACCAUUCUUUCACGUUCAAAGUACUAUGUUCAUAAUGUGAAGGAUAUCCAGGCAAUAUGGAGAGAUCCGGACAACAAGAAGAGAACUCAAGGUCUGAAGGAUGUUGCUGGAGCUAUUAUAGAUCCAAUCUAUUUUGAGAUGAAGGAUGGUUUUGGAAGGGGCGAGGCACGGGAUGUGGGCUAA
This is a messenger RNA of Lolium perenne, 471 nucleotides long. RefSeq lists its product as uncharacterized. The record is from RefSeq and is a predicted model, not a curated record. Gene Ontology annotation, biological process: nucleobase-containing compound metabolic process. NCBI's taxonomy places the organism in Eukaryota, Viridiplantae, Streptophyta, Magnoliopsida, Poales, Poaceae. Gene Ontology annotation, cellular component: nucleus; cytoplasm. Gene Ontology annotation, molecular function: nucleic acid binding; 3'-5' exonuclease activity.